AUGUUAACGCCGAUCCUCAACGAAGUUCUUCAAAAAACCAACCCUAACUCCGAAAUAUCGAACUUCAACUCAUUGCCGCCCCACGCCGCCCCAAGCACCGUAAAACCAGCGAGAGCGCUAAACGAGCCACUCACACGCCCGAGCGUAACAGGGGUCAAAGUUUUGUUGCACAUCGCAAUCCGUUCUUUCAUCAAGCCCAAAAAUGUUCAGGCCAACUUUCCAACCCCCCUACAAAAGUAAGUAUAAAAUUUUCUUUUUGUAUUCUUAUAGGUUUAUAUGUUUCCUAGGGGAUAUCUGAAGGGUUAG
Molecule: messenger RNA, 306 nt
Organism: Hymenoscyphus albidus
Lineage: Eukaryota; Fungi; Ascomycota; Leotiomycetes; Helotiales; Helotiaceae
Source: the annotation of a GenBank genome assembly